AAUUAAUAGGAUUAGUCUAUAAGAUUUAAAUCUGUUAUAUGUUAAGUCUUAUUCAAGCAGUUAUUGCUAAAUCCGUGAAAUAGUCCCUUUUCAGUUAAGUUGGUGUGAGGUUUUCCUUUCGGUGUUCGUAUUAACACCGCUUUCCGAGCGGCACCUGAAGGCGGCGCAGAGCUGGACAGGUGAGCGCGCGGAGGCACCUGAGCGACCGGUGCGGUGGUCUGGGACUAUGGAGCAGCGGGGGCUGUCGGACGAGGCGGUGAGCGCCGCCUGUAAGGAGGGAAACGCCAUCACGAAGGACUUCAUGAUGCAGCAGACGAUGCUGCGGGUCAAAGAUCCGGCCCGGUCCCUGGACUUCUACACGCGCGUGCUGGGCUUGACGCUGCUGCAGAAGAUCGACUUCCCUUCGAUGCGGUUCACCCACUACUUCCUGGGCUACGAGCACAGGUCCGACAUCCCCGCUGACGUCAGCGAGCGGACGGCCUGGACCUUCUCCCGCAGAGGCACCGUGGAGCUGACACAUAACUGGGGCUCGGAGCGGGAUUCAGGCCUCUCGUACCACAAUGGAAACCACGAACCUGUGGGGUUCGGCCACAUCGGCAUCGCCGUCCCCGACGUCAGCGCUGCCUGUCAGUUAUUCGAGCAGCAGGGGGUGAAGCAGGUCCGCGCACGUGCCUCAGGUAAACCGGGUCAGACCUUCAUCCAGGAUCCUGACGGCUACUGGAUCGAGAUCCUGAACCCCAGCGACAUGGUGUCAGCGAUGGCGUCUUAAAGAUCAGGCUGCGUGAAACUCGCACUCUAGCUCUUUGGACUCUCGGUUUUCUUGUUUUUGCUCAGGGACGUUGUCGUCGUGUUGAUCCUCUGUCUGAGCGUCGACCCGUUCGGCGCCGUGCAGUGGAGUCUACAGUAUUACCUCAUCAGAACUGUUCUGAAGCAGUGUAUCCUCAUGUACCACUGGUCACUGCGAAGCGGCGUCAGAACCGGGUCAGCUGACGGGCCUGAGCGGCUCCAUGGACCCGUUCAGGCCCGUCAGCUGUGAUCCGCGUCUGUUGGAGGUGAAACGUUCUGUCUGUCACAAUAAAUGAUGGUGCCAAAACAAA
Molecule: messenger RNA, 1097 nt
Organism: Betta splendens (Siamese fighting fish)
Lineage: Eukaryota; Metazoa; Chordata; Actinopteri; Anabantiformes; Osphronemidae
Product: lactoylglutathione lyase-like
Exons: 6
Coding region: 227-769 (180 amino acids)
Molecular function (GO): metal ion binding; lactoylglutathione lyase activity
Source: RefSeq, a predicted model, not a curated record